CGUACAAAAUUGUUGGGAGAUGAAUUAGCUAGGAACUACCUAGUUUCGUCUCCCUUCAACACCAUGUUUGUAUAUAUAACAUAGCGAUGGAGAUCCGUCAGAAUAGCGAGAAAUCCGAGAGAAGGCUCCCAGCGACAGCGGACCAACAGUCAGAAGGAGGGCAACAAGUCGCAACAGACCUCCGCAAUAGCCAAGACAAAACGAUGAAGCCCUUCUCUUUUUACGCCUCCUUGCUCUGUCUUGCGCUCCUUGCAUUGAUUGUCGCUUGGGAUACCACCGCUCUAGCAGUCGCCAUUCCCGUUAUAGCCGAGCAAUUGCACGCCACCACAUUGGAGGCCUUCUUUGCGAGUAUCGCCUUCACCCUCGCCGUCGCAGUUUCGCAACCGCUAUACCUCAGCAUUUCCGAUGCUGUCGGCCGGAAGGUUCCGCUUUACGUUGCCAUGGUACUUUUUACCGUCGGCUCUAUUCUCUUCGCUGUUGCCCGGAGUAUCACGGUCCUCAUUGUCGGGCGUCUUAUACAGGGCCUUGGCGGCGGCGGCCUUGAUAUCCUUCAAGAGAUCAUCAUCGUCGACAUGACGAGUUUGAAAGAGCGACCUGCGUAUCUCGCAGUGAUGGCGUUACCUAUCGCCCUUGGUUCCAUCAUGGGUCCCAUUAUUGGUGCGCUUUUAUGCCAGUUUGUAACUUGGCGCUGGCUUGGUUGGAUUAAUCUGCCCUUCGUUGGCCCAGCCAUACCCCUCGCGCUCAUGUUUAUGCACCUUCGGCCUAUUGACUUAGACUUGAAAACGAAGUUUCGCCGGCUUGACUGGCGCGGCAUGUUCAUGUUUACCGUAGGCGCGAUCUGUGUUUCAUUACCAGUCAGCUGGGCAGACACGCUGUAUCCGUGGUCUUCCUGGAAGACUAUCCUCCCACUGGUUGUUGGCAUCAUUGCCUUCAUUACCUUCGGUUUCUACGAAGCUCGCCCUGCGCAGCCGAUGUUGCCCUAUCGCCUAUUCAAGAACAGAACCGCCGUCGUGUCGAUAAUAGGAGGAUCUAUACAUGGUCUUCUUUUGUUUUCUCUUCUACUGUACUUACCCCUAUUCUUUCAGGCUGUUUAUUUGCAGACGCCUCUGGAAUCAGCUAUCUCUAUCCUUCCAGCAUGCGUGGUCACUGUUGCCUUCAGCGUUUUUGCGCCCGUAUGUGUGGAGUUUACUAGGCGUUACACUCUUCUUCUGCACACUGGUUGGGUUACCCUCACUCUUUUCAUUGGUCUUUGGUGUAUCGUGGACCAAACGUCGUCUAAAGCAGUGAAAGACACGUUCUUAGUCUUUAUCGGCAUCGGGCUUGGUACAGUAUUCCAGACAAUACCCUUCCCCCUACAGGCAAGCGUCGAAGAGGCCGAUGAUAGCGGCCGGUUGGUUGGUCUAUUGGUUAUAACGCGGUUCUUGGGAGGCGUGUUGGGGCUAGCCAUUGGUUCUUCCGUGUUCAACAGUGGCUUCGCUCAUCAGAUCGCAGCUUUUGGACCCUUACCGAUCCAAGUCAGCCAGCUAUCUGACCCGCGCCAAGCCAUUGGUUUCAUUCCCAUGCUCAGGACCUUGAGUCUAGAUACGGAGACCAUGAGCCGUCUAACAGAAGCCUACCGGAUCCCGUUCCGGACCGUGUGGAUUGUCUUGGCCUCGAUAUCGGGUGUGGGCUUGGUCACGUCCUUACUUACCAAGCAGCUUAAUUUAGAGAAAGAAGACCUAGGCAGGCAGAGGUUUGACGAUUCAUAGGAAUGGACGCGCAUGUUAUUCACGUCAGGCCUGCAUGAGUCUCGCGCGAUUAGCGAGCGCAAACAUUUGGCGUUAUUGUUGAUCUGUGCUGCGACACGGAGCACCCGCGUAGUCCAAGUCACAUCACCAUGGGCUUCGGUACGCCCGUCAACCUACCGGAAGCCAUGCAAAAGCCUCUGUUUGCCGCUCAUAUCAGCCACUUCAGCGGUGAAGAGGACAGCGCAUGAAGAGGUAAUGUUAAGGACAGCGCCCUAUUCCAGCGAGCUGAAUCAGUCGAGGGGAGAUCGGUGGCGGCAAUAUGUGAACUAGUAACAAAUUUGAGCCAGAUGUAAAUAUAUACCUGCCUAGGUACUUGUGUAUAUAUAGCGAAGUAAUAUUAGCCA
Messenger RNA from Annulohypoxylon truncatum, 2131 nucleotides. Its product is annotated as MFS general substrate transporter. Bases 87 to 1748 code for a protein of 553 amino acids. Gene Ontology annotation, biological process: transmembrane transport. The transcript has 4 exons. NCBI's taxonomy places the organism in Eukaryota, Fungi, Ascomycota, Sordariomycetes, Xylariales, Hypoxylaceae. The record is from RefSeq and is a predicted model, not a curated record. Gene Ontology annotation, molecular function: transmembrane transporter activity.